Aspergillus luchuensis is the source of this 939-nucleotide messenger RNA. RefSeq names its product fungal specific transcription factor domain-containing protein. The record is from RefSeq and is a predicted model, not a curated record. NCBI's taxonomy places the organism in Eukaryota, Fungi, Ascomycota, Eurotiomycetes, Eurotiales, Aspergillaceae. Bases 1 to 939 code for a protein of 312 amino acids. The transcript is spliced from 3 exons.
AUGAAGAUGCUAUUUGCCGAAGCCCAAUCUAUAACUUGUGCCUCGACGUAUCUCAUUCAGGCUGGACUGCUCAUCGCUGCGUAUGAGUAUGCCAACGGUCGGCCUGAGGCAGCGCACAUUACGAUGGGGGGUGUAGCUAAAAGUGCUUUCGUGACUGGGCUAGCAGAUUCCAGCUCCUGGCAGACAAAUGAAGCUAGUAUUAUCUCAUCUGAAAGCCUGGAGCGUCUGAAUCUGUGGUGGGGUGUAAUCAUUCUCGAGAGGCUUAUUUUAUGCGAAAUCAAUGACAAGACACAACGACCUACGACAGACUGUCCGUCUUCUGAGUUCCCUCUACCAAGUGACCUACAGCCUGUCCAAUCCAAUACUCGUUCAGUAGGAAGCUGCCCACGUGACUGUCUGCCUUUGAACCAGGACAGGAAACCCUGCGUUUUUGGCCAUCAAGCACGAGCUGUGCUCCUUCUCGACCGCGUGUUGGCUGUGCGAAGGCACCCCCAAACUAAUAGUGGUAGAAUGGUAGAGAUUCAACAACUCGACAAGCAGCUGCAAAGCUUCCUUUCUGAACGGAUGAACACGGGUACCGCAGAAAUUGGCCAUGAUUGCAGUCCUAUAGCAUCUGCAGUGAGAGCCCUCUGCCUAUUACACCAGGAAGUCCUGAGCUGCCCUUUCGACACCGUUGACUUGCAAGGGCUGCAACACUCAAAAGCGGCCCUAGAGAUGGUAUCUAAUGUAGUGGUGGAUGUCGCGCGCCACCACAAGGCGCAAAUUGCCUGCCAAAAUUCCCACGCCGAUUUACUACCCCUGAGUUGCUCGUACACCCUGCACAUGGCAAUGAGACAUAUUCGGGAUUGCACGAAGCUAGUCUGCCCGCACAGGCGCUCUAGCGACCUGAAUUCUCUAGCGCAGCUGGAUCAAGAAUUUUCCGACAGAUGGAAAGCCUGA